GUCAUUCAGUGAAUUCAGUCGCAACGUAGUGAUUAUAUGCUCUUUGUUUGUCGCCGGCCGGCUUCUUCGCUUUCACGUUCACGUGUUUGUUGUUUGAAAGGAAAUAAAUAUCAUGUUGCGAAAUAUUAGUAAAGUUGUAACGCAAAAAGCGAAAUUCACCACAGCUGCUGCACCGGCACCUCAUGUCAACCCCGAAAUUAUCUAUACCGGACUCUUCAUCAACAAUGAGUGGAUGAAGUCAUCAGACGGGAAGACUUUCCAGACAGUGAACCCGACCAAUGGCAAGGUCAUUGCCGACGUCGAGCAGGCGGGCCAGGCGGAUGUGGAGCAGGCAGUGCAGGCCGCCAAUGAUGCUUUCAAGCUCGGGUCUCCGUGGCGGAGAAUGGACGCCUCCCAGCGCGGGUUGCUGAUCAACAAACUCGCUAGUUUGGUGGAGCGCGACGCUAUUUACCUCGCUAGUUUGGAAACGCUCGACAACGGCAAACCGUACCAAGCGAGUUACUUCCACGAUGUGGCGGCGGUGGUCAGGAGCCUGCGGUACUAUGCCGGCUGGGCCGAUAAGAACCACGGGUACACUCUGCCCGCCGAUGGAAACUACUUCGCGUACACCCGUCCAGAACCUGUCGGCGUAUGCGGUCAGAUAAUCCCAUGGAACUUUCCCCUUCUGAUGGCGGCGUGGAAGCUCGGCCCCGCGCUGGCGGCCGGCUGCUCGCUCGUGCUCAAGCCUGCAGAGCAAACCCCGCUGACGGCGCUCUACAUCGCACAACUUGUCAAGGAAGCAGGAUUCCCCGCUGGCGUGGUGAACGUAUUGCCAGGCUUUGGGGACGUCGGUGCCGCUAUCGUCGCGCACCCGAAGAUCGACAAGAUAGCCUUCACUGGAUCAACGGAGGUAGGGAAGCUGAUCCAACGCGGUGCGGCGGAUUCCAUGAAGCGCAUAACGCUGGAGCUGGGCGGCAAGUCGCCCAACAUCAUCUUCGCGGACGCGGACGUCAGCGCGGCCGUGGAGCAGGCGCACCACGCGCUGUUCUACAACAUGGGCCAGUGCUGCACCGCCGGUUCCCGCACCUUCGUGGAAGACAAGAUCUACGACCAGUUCGUAGAGCUGGCGUCGAAGCGCGCCGCCAAGCGCAAUGUCGGAGACCCCUUCCAUCACGAGACCGACCACGGACCGCAGAUCGACGGCGAGCAACAGAACAAGAUCCUGGGCCUCAUAGAGACGGGCAAGCAACAGGGAGCCAAGCUGGAGACUGGCGGUGCUCGUGCCGGAGACGUUGGCUACUUCGUGCAGCCCACCGUCUUCAGUAAUGUGGAGGACCAUAUGGACAUCGCUAAGACUGAGAUCUUCGGGCCCGUCCAGCAAGUGCUGCGCUUCUCGGACGUGGACGAGGUGAUCGAACGCGCCAACAACACGGAGUACGGGCUCGCCGCCGCCGUCUACACCAAGGACCUCGACCGCGCCAACUAUGUUGUUCAGGGCGUCCGCGCCGGCACGGUGUGGGUGAACGACUACAACGUGUUCUGCAACCAGGUGCCGUUCGGCGGCUUCAAGCAGUCCGGCCUCGGCCGCGAGAACGGGCCCCACGGCAUCCGCAACUACGUCGAGAACAAGUCCGUACUUGUCAAACUUACCGCUAAAAACUCAUAGAUUUAACUUAUACAAGUGCCUACAAACGUAAACAAUAAAACGUUCAAAGUCGUUCACACGACGUCUAUGCGAGAAAGCCGUCAAAGCGCGUUAACGAUUUUGAACGUUUCUAUACAAAUUUUGCUGUCACUAUGGUAUUCGAUAAAAUCCCGUGUACGGUAUACGGGAAAAAUUAACGCCGUGUGAACCUAGCCUAAGGUACAGUUCGUACAAUCGUAAGGCUGCUUGUUUAUCUUGCCUGGUACAACUGCAGCUCGGGAUUCUAAUUUCGUGCGCGAAUUGUAUUUUUAAAAUUUAUUUCUAUGUAGGCGCGUGUAAAAUAACAGAUCAUUGCAAAAUAGCACAAACUAAGUGGUUUUUGAAAACCAUUUUAAGAUAGACCACGGUGUGGACGGGUAAUAUUAUGCUGUCUGUAAUUUUUUCCUUGGCACAAUAUUGUAUUUCUACUUAUAAAAUGUGAUAAAAAUCCCUGUCUUCCGUAUCUUAGUUGUUAUGAGGCUGAUUCAAUGCAUUUGCGUAAAAGGUGCCAUUUCCGUUUAUCAUAUAUUUGUUUCCGUUUAUAUGUGCAUAGGGGCAUUCCACGAGAAUGGCCCUUACGAAAUGCUUUUGCCUUAUAUGGCAGCUAAUUAAAUCAAAUCCGUAAAGCUCGAGAAUAUACUGCCAAUUUGUUAGUAAAGUCAUGACAUAUUCAUAUUACCAGACCCAAUAUCAUUUUCUCAGCCUUUUCAGAACUGUCAGUGUUAGAAGAACGGCGUUUCGUAAGGGACAUUCUCGUGGAAUGCACCAUAUGUAUUAUAGGUUGUCCUUGCAAUAUAUUAAUGGUAGAAGAGCCGGCAGUAAAGUUUCGAACCAACGUGAUACCGCGAUGAGAUGCACAAUGGUUUCCCAUAAAACUGAUGCUAAGUCCGAAUUUGAUAGUCUGCCACGGCGGAACUAGCCGAAAGUACAAAAAAAAUAGCCACUUCCGGUGCGAAAAAGGGGGGGUCAUUUAACCCAUCUGAUACUGCAAUAAAAGCUAUGGCAUCAGUUAGAAAUUUACUGGUAGAUACAGAAAAGCGAAAUCUGCCAGUAUGAUUCCUGCCGGAAGUGCUUGGCAUACGCUCUCAAAGGUGACCAUCGGGACCCCUAAAUUAACCCAUCUGAUACCAGCAUGAAACCAAUUCCAGUCGGUAGAUAUGAACCUUCUCUUCAGGAAUAUAUAAGUCUGCCAGGGCGCUUUCAGCCGAAACACCUUGACAUACGAGAUUAUGUGAGCAACAUCCGUGGAACCUGUAUUUUGGAAUUGUACAGAUUACAGACAUUUUAAUUAUUGCAGGCUUAUGAUUUAUUACCUAAUGCUUAUAUUUGUAUAUUUUUAUGCCAUUAAUAACAUAUAUUUCAAAUUUAUUAAUAUACACAAUAUAAUUUGGGCAUUAAUUUAAUACCUGCUUACGGCUUUGUACUUCUUUGUUUGCCUUAUAAAGGUGCUAACAAAUUAGCUACCGAUAUCUUUACAGUUGAUAGUACUCGGCUCCUGAAGUAUAUGUAAGUAUGAAACAUUAUAGGUUUUAUGAUAUUAUUUUGAGAAAAUAGGAAAACAAAUUUGCUUUGUAAAAAAACUCUGUUAAUGAGAUAAUUAAAUGAGACCUCAUUGAACAGAUUCUAAAACCUCUUUUAAAUAUAAAACUUAACUGGCCACUUCACGCUGAUAAAUCAAAUGACACGUUGACAAUGACAUUUAAGACAAACAAGCAGCACAAUACAUGAUGAUUAUUUUUUAGAUAGAAUUAUAGUUUAUUUAUUUUGUUCGGUAAAUAAAAUAAAAAUUAUGAGAAACUUUCUUAAUUUCUAUUAAAAGUUAAUUGUUCUAGUGUAAAGUACCAACCAUCUCGUAAAAUUUCUGUAGCUAAUUUGUUAGCACCUUAUAUAUAAAUAAUACAAUAAUUUCAAAUUACAAUAUCCUUUAUUUACCAAAAUGAACAAAAUUAUUAUUAUUACAUACUUAUUGUAAACGGGUGUAAAAAGACAGGAUUUUCAACGUCAAGGACGAUUUUUACCAAUAAUCCAAAUAUGAACAUUUUAAAUCAUUUUUAGGGUUCCGUACCCAAAGGGUAAAAACGGGACCCUAUUACUAAGACUCCAAUAGAUUAUAUUCUGUUUUUUAUUCCGUAAUCCGUAGACUAAAAUGACAUUUCAUGUGGUACUAAGAAAUGUCAUGUCUUACAUAUGAAACGUCAUUUUAGUCUACGGAAUAAAAAAACAGACCUUAGUUAUCUCAAUUUGUAGUGUUAUAAAACAACACCCUGAAUGUUAAACUAAGUCAGUUUUGCGUCAACGUAAAGAAAUGUAGGGGAGAGGUGGGCAUGACGGGAUACUUAAUGUUUCAAGUCCAAUAAAACUGAAAAUGCUAUUUUUUUUAAGUUUUUGUUAUUUUUAUUUUUAUCUUUGGUAAUCAGUCUUUCAUAAUCAACACUUACUAGGAACUCUCUAGUUAGAUAAUAAAAUUAAAAAUAAAUUAAAAUGGCCAAAAGUGCCUUCUCUCCAUCUUGCCCCCCAAGUAUGGUAAGAUGGGGAACCCCUACAGGACAAGAUAAGAAUGAUUCAUAUAAAUAUUAUAUUUAGGGCCUAAACAAAACUUAAAUUUUUGGCUUUUGGGUCCAUCGUCUGAUAACUUCUCACGAACUGUUUUACUUUUAUUUCUUAAGUCGUCUGAGAGACAGAAAAUGUGUUUACAGCUAACAUGUACCCCAUCUUCCCUUGUUAAUUUUAUUGUUUGUUGGGUUAAUUUUAUUGUUUGUAAAAAUUGACAUGUAAAAGUGCCCCUGUGGCCUAUUUGCUGAAUAAAUGUUUGAUGUUGAUGUUGAUGUUGAAGAAUAAAUAAAUUCAAAUCCGCAAUUCUUCAUCAGUUUAUCACUUUAAAACUACGGCCGUCAAGAUGUACCCCAUCUUGCCCCAUGUGCCUAAUGAAAUUCGAAAGUUUUUUGUAAAAUAAACCGUACUUGAAACCAAACAAGUCCUUAGCUGUUGGCGUGAUUGCUGGGCCAUAGGAAUAAAUUAACAGUAUAUAUGUGCUGGUGAUAAUAAGGAAACAAACGCAAACCAAAUAAAACACAAAAACCGGCCAAGUGCGAGUCGGACUCGCGCACGUAAGGUUCCGUACCAUAAUACCAUUACGCAAAAAAUGGCAAAAAAGUCACGUUUGUUGUAUGGGAACCCCACUUAAAUAUUUAUUUUAUUAUGUUUUUAGAAUCAUUUAUUCAUCAAUUGUGCAUUACAGGUAAUGAAUACAGGUGUUAUAAACAAUUAGUUAUAGUUUGUUAUAACGGCAACAGAAAUACAUCAUCUGUGAAAAUUUCAUCUGUCUAGCUAUCACGGUUGAUGAGAUACAGCCUGGUGACAGACGGACAGACAGACAGACAGACAGAAAGCGGAGUCUUAGUUAUAGGGUCCCGUUUUUACCCUUUGGGUACGGAACCCUAAAAAUAACAAGGAAUAUGACAAAAACAGUUUUUUUGCAAAUAAAUAAUUAACGACACCAUUUGUCUAGCCGGUCACUGUGCGAACUGAUUGCUAUGAUGGCGACGCAUCGUCAUGCGUUAACGGGAUUCUGAUGGUUGGUCAGUCGUUUCGCCAUAUAAAGCCGCUACCCCGUCUUACUCGUCUUGCCCCUCUCUCCCCUACAUAAGAUAGUGAUUAGAUACACCAAAUAGGUGAAAAAACGCCUCAAGCGUAAAAGAAACCACCAAAAAUCAUUUUAUGUCGCAUUACAAGCCUGAUUUAGCUAUGAAUACUAAUACCCCCUUAUUCGUUAAACUUUACGAGCCUGAAUUAGUUAAAUUAUGUUUUAUCCUUUUCUUACAAAUACAUAAGUCAAAAUGACAGACAAAGACAAACGAUUCAUAUAGACUGAUUCAAUGACUAUUAAUCAUAUUAAUCACAUUAUUUAAUUUAUUUUAACUUAAUUUAUUAUAAAUAUGUGUUAUUAAUAACGUAAUAAUAUACAAAUAUAAGCAUAGAGUAAUAAAUUAAUAAGCCUGCAGUAUUUGAAAUGUCCGUAAUAUGUACAAUUCCAAAAUACGGGUUAUACGGGUACCACGGAUGUUGCGCCACAUAAUCUCGUAUGUCAAGGUGUUUCGGCUGAAAGCGCCCUGGCAGACUUAUAUAUUCCUGAAGAGAAGGUUCAUAUCUACCGACUGGAAUUGGUUUCAUGCUGGUAUCAGAUGGGUUAAUUUAGGGGUCCUGAUGGUCACCUUUGAGAGCGUAUGCCAAGCACUUCCGGCAGGAAUCAUACUGGCAGAUUUCGCUUUUCUGUAUCUACCAGUAAAUUUCUAACUGAUGCCAUAGCUUUUAUUGUAGUAUCAGAUGGGUUAAAUGACCCCCCCUUUUUCGCACCGGAAGUGGCUAUUUUUUUUGUACUUUCGGCUAGUUCCGCCGUGGCAGACUAUCAAAUUCGGACUUAGCAUCAGUUUUAUGGGAAACCAUUGUGCAUCUCAUCGCGGUAUCACGUUGGUUCGAAACUUUACUGCCGGCUCUCCAACCAUAAGUAUAUGAUAAUAGAUAUAGGUACAUGUGUAUAUGUUCAAGUUUAAUAAAUACAAGUUCUUUUUUAUUACCGUAUAA
This is a messenger RNA of Cydia strobilella, 6244 nucleotides long. RefSeq names its product aldehyde dehydrogenase, mitochondrial (gene Aldh). The transcript is spliced from 11 exons. Gene Ontology annotation, molecular function: aldehyde dehydrogenase (NAD+) activity. The record is from RefSeq and is a predicted model, not a curated record. NCBI's taxonomy places the organism in Eukaryota, Metazoa, Arthropoda, Insecta, Lepidoptera, Tortricidae. Bases 113 to 1645 code for a protein of 510 amino acids.